Acanthosepion pharaonis is the source of this 831-nucleotide messenger RNA. The record is from the annotation of a GenBank genome assembly. NCBI's taxonomy places the organism in Eukaryota, Metazoa, Mollusca, Cephalopoda, Sepiida, Sepiidae.
AUGAAUCUCUAUUCUCUAUUUGUCCUUCUCUCUAUAUCCUUUAUGUCUUUUUCUUUCCCUAUUCUCUGUUUGUCUUUCUCUCUCUCUACCCUCUAUUUGUCCUUCUCUUUCCUUAUCCUUUAUGUGUCCUUCUCUCUCUCUCCCCUCUAUUUGUCCUUCUCUUUCCUUAUCCUUUAUGUGUCCUUCUCUCUCUCUCCCCUCUAUUUGUCCUUCUCUUUCCUUAUCCUUUAUGUGUCCUUCUCUCUCUCCCCCUCUAUUUGUCCUUCUCUUUCCUUAUCCUUUAUGUGUCCUUCUCUCUCUCUCCCCUCUAUUUGUCCUUCUCUUUCCUUAUCCUUUAUGUGUCCUUCUCUCUCUCCCCUCUAUUUGUCCUUCUCUUUCCCUAUCCUUUAUGUGUCCUUCUCUCUCUCUACCCUCUAUUUGUUCUUUUUUUCUGUCUAUCCGCCAUUUGUACUUCUCUCUCUAUAUAUCUACUUUUUGCCCUUUCUCUCUUUAUCCACUAUUUGUCCCUCUCCCUCUUUAUUUUCUAUUUGUCCUUCUCUCUCUAUCCUCUGUGUGCCCUUCUCUGUCUCUAUCCUCUAUUUGUUCUUCUCUCUCUCUAUUUUAUAUUUGCCCUUCUAUCUCUCUCCUUUCUAUCUGUCCUUCUCUCUCUAUCCACUAUGUGCCCUUCUUUAUCUCUCUACCCUCUAUUUUUCCUUAUCUUUCUACCCUCUAGUUGUCCUUAACUCUCUAUUCUCUAUUUUUCCUUCCCUCUCCAUCCUCUCUUUUCCUUCCUUCUCUCUCUCUCUAUUUGUCCUUCUCUCUCGCUAUCAUCUAUUUCUUUUUCUCAUCUAG